AAAAAGGAGAGCUGAUGCCUGUGUGAAGGUGACACCAUCCUGAGUGCUGUGCUGGAAACAGCAUCCGGAGCCAUGUCCUGGUCCCAAAAGAGGCAGAACCAACACUCCAUCCCCACUAGGAACUUGCUCUCUGAGAACAUAACUCCUGCCACAGAAGAAAAGGGGAGGCACUGCAAAGUUCUGUCUCCACCGGGUCCCCCAAAAGCAGGAAGGAGCAAGACUGAUGCAGAGCCAUUGUUAGCAACCCAACUAUGGCUGGAGAUUCUAGGAUCUUCAUGAACCAGGACAUGGAAAUUGGAGUCACACCCAUGGAUCCCAAGAAGUUUCCCAGGCAGCCGCGGGACUAUGUCCCUAUCGCGACUGACCGAACCCGUCUCCUGGCAGGAGAAAUCAAGAAGCCGCGCCAGCGUUACAUGGAGAAGAGUGGCAAGUGCAAUGUGCACCAUGGAAAUGUCCAUGAAACCUACCGGUACCUUAGUGACCUCUUCACUACUCUGGUGGACCUCAAGUGGCGUUUUAACCUCCUUGUCUUUACCAUGGUUUAUACUGUCACAUGGUUGUUUUUUGGGUUCAUUUGGUGGCUUAUUGCCUACAUCCGAGGAGAUCUGGACCAUCUCGAAGAUGAGAACUGGAUCCCCUGUGUUGAAAAUCUCAGUGGAUUUGUCUCCGCAUUUCUGUUUUCCAUUGAGACUGAGACCACAAUUGGGUACGGCUACAGGGUUAUCACUGAAAAGUGCCCCGAGGGCAUCAUACUGCUCCUGAUUCAGGCUAUUCUAGGCUCCAUUGUCAAUGCGUUCAUGGUAGGGUGCAUGUUUGUCAAAAUCAGCCAACCAAAGAAAAGGGCUGAGACCCUCAUGUUUUCCAACAAUGCAGUGAUUUCUAUCAGGGAUGAGAAGCUCUGUCUAAUGUUCCGGGUUGGGGACCUCCGGAAUUCCCACAUUGUUGAGGCCUCCAUUAGAGCCAAGUUGAUCAAGUCCAAACAGACCAAAGAAGGGGAGUUUAUCCCCUUGAACCAAACGGACAUCAACGUGGGCUUUGAUACGGGGGACGACAGGCUAUUCCUGGUUUCACCACUCAUCAUCUCACACGAAAUCAAUGAGAAGAGCCCCUUCUGGGAGAUGUCCCGUGCCCAGCUGGAGAAGGAGGAGUUUGAAAUCGUGGUCAUCUUGGAAGGAAUGGUCGAAGCAACAGGGAUGACUUGCCAGGCCCGGAGCUCCUAUAUGGACACAGAGGUGCUAUGGGGACACCGCUUCACUCCCGUCCUCACCCUCGAGAAAGACUUUUAUGAAGUCGACUACAACAGCUUCCACUGCACCUAUGAAACCAACACCCCCACGUGCUGUGCCAAGGAGCUGGCCCAGUCUUUCCAAGAGGGCCGGCUCCUCCGCCACCUCUCCAGCUCCACCCUCCUGAGUGGGGGCGAGGAGGCAGGGACAGCAAAAGAGGAACAGGAGGUGGAAGAGGAAGAAAGGGAGGUGGUUGGGCUGAGUGGAGCCAAUGGAACAGCAGGAGAGGUGAAGGCAGAUAUGUCUGUAUAACACAUGGAUCUGUACUGGACAAUAAAUAAUACAUAUGCUCCUACUGGAGAAACAGUGGGAUGCAGUGGUUAGGGUACUAGCCUGGCAG
Molecule: messenger RNA, 1626 nt
Organism: Chelonoidis abingdonii (Abingdon island giant tortoise)
Lineage: Eukaryota; Metazoa; Chordata; Testudines; Testudinidae
Source: RefSeq, a predicted model, not a curated record